Xiphophorus maculatus (southern platyfish) is the source of this 910-nucleotide messenger RNA. It is a transcript of the gene eef1akmt2, whose product is annotated as EEF1A lysine methyltransferase 2. Gene Ontology annotation, molecular function: protein-lysine N-methyltransferase activity. Bases 34 to 747 code for a protein of 237 amino acids. Gene Ontology annotation, biological process: peptidyl-lysine dimethylation; peptidyl-lysine monomethylation. The transcript has 6 exons. The record is from RefSeq and is a predicted model, not a curated record. Lineage: Eukaryota; Metazoa; Chordata; Actinopteri; Cyprinodontiformes; Poeciliidae. Gene Ontology annotation, cellular component: cytoplasm.
UGUAGGCUGCCACUGCUGUGAACCCGCAGCAGCAUGGCAGAUGCCAGACGGGACUCACGUGGUUGUGGAAACUGCUCGGAUUCAGAAGAAGAUAAAUGUUCCGAUGAUGAUUUUGAAACGUCAAAACUCGGAACCAAAGAAUAUUGGGAGGAAGCAUACCAAAAAGAGCUAGAGUCGUUUAAAGACAUUGGAGACGUUGGCGAAAUAUGGUUUGGUGAGGAAAGCAUGAAUCGUGUCCUGCGAUGGAUGCAGAAAGCUAAGAUCCCUGAGGAUGCUGCCAUUCUUGACAUUGGCACGGGAAAUGGGGCCUUCUUGGUUGAACUGGCAAAACAUGGAUACAGAAACCUUACCGGUAUAGAUUAUUCUCCAGCAUCAGUAGAACUGGCCCGAAAUGUUCUGCAGGCAGAGGGCUUAUCUGAUGUCACUGUAAAGGAGACGGAUUUCCUGAACUGCGGUGGAGAACUCGCAGGUUUUGAUGUCUGCAUUGACAAAGGAACUUUUGAUGCAAUUAGUUUAAACCCAGACAACAACAAGGAGGGAAAAAAGCUGUAUGUCCACACGCUAAAAGAUGCUCUUAAGGACAGCGGCAUCUUUGCUAUCACUUCCUGUAACUGGACAAAAGAGCAGCUGCUGGAGCGAUUCUGUGAAGGGUUUGAAUUUGUACAGGAAUUGCCUACUCCCAGCUUCCAGUUUGGAGGAAAAACUGGCAACAGUGUGGCAGCACUAAUCUUCAAGAGAGUGCAUUGAUUGAAGUUUCUCAUGUGAAUGUUUGUCCUUUUUUAAUUUCCUUUUUUUUGUCUAUUUGACACCAGAUAUUUUAGCUUGAUCUUUUGUACAAGUCAUAACUAUAGUGUAUUGCAAUAAAGCAAAUCCUCAGUAGCUGACUGGGAUUUUUUUUCUUUAUAUUAAA